AUGAGAUAUGAAGCACAUGAUGAUUAUUUAUUUCUACGUUACGAUUCGGUGAAUCCACAAGAUGUGCUUCUUUCGUUUUCGUCUCUUUUAUGUAAAGCGAAGGAGAAUCGAGUUGAAAAAUGUGUAAUUGUUUUUCGGUAUCCAAGUGAAACCGAAUCAAAUGAAAGGCAAAAAUACAGCGACAUAAACCAAUUCUUCUUCAUCUUCAUCAAUUGUUCUUCUCAAAAAAAAGUUGAAAAUCUUCUUUAUUCGAUUGGGUUUGCCAUAUGUCUUAAACAGUUGAAAGAAUUUCAAUGCCAGAGGAUGCUUUAG
Molecule: messenger RNA, 312 nt
Organism: Clunio marinus
Lineage: Eukaryota; Metazoa; Arthropoda; Insecta; Diptera; Chironomidae
Source: the annotation of a GenBank genome assembly